AUGGAAACACUAAGACAAAUACAAAAUUUUGGCAUCUGUGUUACCUGUACGUAUCCUAUAGCAUCUGGUAUGGUGUUUGCCACUCUUCUAGUUUCUUGCUGCUCAUCUCUGAACAUAAGAGCUCGUCCACUUGUUUCUAAUUCACCUUUCCUUUCUAUCUGGAAUGCUCCUACAGAACUUUGUACUGAAAGGACUGGAGUGCAGCUGGACAUGACAUUUUUUUCUCUCAUUGGAAGCACACUGAAGACAUCCAUUGGGCAAAACAUCACUCUUUUCUAUCCAGACAGGCUUGGCUACUAUCCUUACAAAAAUGAAGUCACAGGAGAGGCGUUCAAUGGAGGACUCCCUCAACUCUCACUGCUGGAGAAUCAUUUAAAAAAAGCCAAAGAGGACAUCCAGUUCUAUAUUCCUUCAGAUGAACAGUUUGGAUUGGCUGUCAUUGACUGGGAAAACUGGAGACCUGUGUGGAUAAGGAACUGGGGAUCAAAAGACAUUUACAGACAGGAAUCCAUUGAACUUGUUCAGCAGAGAGACCUCAGUCUGUCAGAAGCCGAAGCCAGAACUAUAGCUAAAAUGGAAUUUGAAGCUGCAGCAAAAUCAAUUAUGUUGGAAUCUUUAAAGCUGGGCAUAGAAAUGAAGCCAAAUCGUCUGUGGGGAUAUUACCUUUAUCCAGACUGUUAUAACUAUGAUUACAAACAAAACCCACAUAAUUAUACAGGAACCUGUUUAGAUAUUGAAAUAGAAAGAAAUAAUGAGCUUAAUUGGUUGUGGGAGAAAAGCACAGCACUUUAUCCAUCUGUCUAUCUAGAGACAGCCUUAAGAUCUUCCAGAAAUGCCCAGCUCUUUGUUCGCAACAGAGUUCAAGAAGCCAUUAGAAUUUCAUAUGUCUCUAAUUCUACUCAUCCCCUUCCAGUUUUUGUAUAUACACGUCCAGUAUUCACAGAUGUGUAUGAGGAAUAUCUCUCCCAGGAUGACCUGGUAAAUACCAUUGGAGAAUCUGCUGCACUGGGUGCUUCUGGAAUUGUGAUCUGGGGUGAUAUGAAUUUAACACAAAAUAAGAACACCUGUAGAACUCUGGACAACUACCUUAGGAGGACUUUGACCCCAUACCUCAUCAAUGUCACAAUGGCAGCCAGAAUCUGUAGCCAAGUGUUAUGCCAAGACUCUGGUGCUUGCGCACGGAAAAAAUGGAAUUCCAGUGACUAUCUUCACUUGAACCCUGAGAAUAUUGUCAUUCAAAUGACAAAGGAUGGAAAAUACACUCUACAAGGGCAACCAGCAUUUCAGGAUCUGCAAACGUUCACAGAGAAUUUUGAUUGCCACUGUUAUGCAGGGCACAGCUGUGAACCUAGAGCUGAUAUAAAUGACAUCCAUUACCUCCAUGCUUGCAUUUCAGAAGAUAUUUGCAUUCAGAUAUCCUCAAAUUCACUUUCUAAUACAGAAGCCUCUGAAGAAAAGAUCCUGUCUAACAGAACUGUAUUUUCAUUUACCUCUCAGAGUAAGGUGACAUUAUCUACACAUCCUGAAAUAGAAGAUUUCCAAUCUACCUUUGGAAAUAACACACUCAAUACAACAACUGCAGAAUAUAACACUGUCACAGCUGCCACUAGGUAUGAUUUAGAAGCAAAUGAUACUCGUACUUUCAGUAGUUCUUCAUCCUGUAAGAUGAAGAUGUUUAAUCUGUUUUGUUUAAUUCUAAUUUUGAGGACUUUAACGUAA
This is a messenger RNA of Haliaeetus leucocephalus (bald eagle), 1719 nucleotides long. It is a transcript of the gene SPAM1, whose product is annotated as sperm adhesion molecule 1 (PH-20 hyaluronidase, zona pellucida binding). Gene Ontology annotation, molecular function: hyalurononglucosaminidase activity. Gene Ontology annotation, biological process: fusion of sperm to egg plasma membrane involved in single fertilization; hyaluronan catabolic process; carbohydrate metabolic process. Gene Ontology annotation, cellular component: acrosomal vesicle. The transcript is spliced from 3 exons. The record is from RefSeq and is a predicted model, not a curated record. Bases 1 to 1719 code for a protein of 572 amino acids. Lineage: Eukaryota; Metazoa; Chordata; Aves; Accipitriformes; Accipitridae.